AUGAAACACUCAAUGACACUGGUUUGCUGCCAAUUGACUGAUCUAGUUGUAUCUUUACCGGUCAAUUUUGGAGAGCUUUUCCCCAAUAAUUUUCUCGGAGUAACUAAUUUUAAAAAUAUUGUCCCGCAUAUCGAACUGAAAAUUCCCACUUCAGUAAUCGAGAUCAGCCGUCCAUUCGACAAUUUUAAAGACAUUAAAAUAUCAAAUCCCUUAAAAUGGCAGCCAGAUAUUUCAUCAGAAAAUAGGUAUAGAAAUUCGGACACUAUAACUACAGACAAUGAACCACGAAGAGAAAAUUUUGAACAAGAUAAUAAUGAAUUUGGAAAUGAUGAAAUGGACAAUUUUGUUACCAGUAGCACCAAUUUAUAUGAAACGACUACAGACUCUACUACUGAUGGGAACUGGACUACAACUGAUGAAGAUCUUUUUAAUCGAAUUGGCGGCGCAGCGGUUGCAUCUUUGUUGGGAUAA
This is a messenger RNA of Achroia grisella, 471 nucleotides long. RefSeq lists its product as uncharacterized. Bases 1 to 471 code for a protein of 156 amino acids. The record is from RefSeq and is a predicted model, not a curated record. Lineage: Eukaryota; Metazoa; Arthropoda; Insecta; Lepidoptera; Pyralidae. The transcript has 4 exons.